Messenger RNA from Megalobrama amblycephala (Wuchang bream), 1638 nucleotides. It is a transcript of the gene ociad1, whose product is annotated as OCIA domain containing 1. Lineage: Eukaryota; Metazoa; Chordata; Actinopteri; Cypriniformes; Xenocyprididae. The transcript has 8 exons. The coding region runs from base 172 to 957 and encodes 261 amino acids. The record is from RefSeq and is a predicted model, not a curated record. Gene Ontology annotation, cellular component: endosome.
UUCCGGCUUAACUCCUGCACUUCCGGGUUAGCGUUGUUGCUGAUAAGAGUCGACUGGAGGUCAUGUUAUAAAGUGUGUCGUUGGUCUUGUUGACUAGUAAUCCGCGUAAUUCUAUGGAUACUGCACAAACAAUAUUGUUUUAGUAGUCGCACUGUGCCUUUUGAAUCAGUCAUGUCGCAAGCAUCGUCUGGAUUCAAUCAGGCUGCUCAAGUCCCACAUGGGUCCAGUAAGGGUCCAUUCGGGGCUGCCUAUAUUCCCAAUGAAGAAGAGAGGCGUGUCUUCAGAGAGUGCAAUUCAGAAAGCUUCUGGUACAGAUCCUUGCCAUUUUCCGCCAUUGCAAUUGGAAUCACUCAGGUAAUGGUAUCAAGAGGAAUACUUAGUCCAUCACCCCGAUUUGGCUCUCUUCCCAAAGUUGCCAUUGCUGGCAUAUUUGGAUACAUUGGUGGGAAAAUGUCUUACAUGAAGGUCUGUCAAGAAAAGUUUAGGAAACUGGAGAACUCCCCACUGGGAGAGGCACUACGACAAGGACGUCACAUGCCUUCUGUGAUAAACCAGUCAGAAUUUGCUGAUCAAAACCCAUCAGAAUCUCAACAGUCUGAGUCUGUUUCUCAACCUGCAAAGGACGUCAGUUCUAUGCCUGAAAACUACAGCAAUUACACAAGUGACUAUACCUACAGCAGCCCCUCCCAAUCAUAUGACCCCACUCCUUUUAGUUCUGGAUUCAGCGAUUCUGGUCCCGUUAACAUCAGGGAUGAUAUUUCUCCUCAAGCGCUUUAUCCAGAUGAGGAUGUGCCCAAGAAGAGGCCAGUAUUGUACGAGGAACUGCGUAACAAAAACAGAGAGAACUAUGAGGUCACUCUCACACAGAAAGCUGAAACACUGAUGAAACCACAAAGAGAGGUGGCGGCACCUAAGGAAGUUAAAAAGAACAAGUAUGGAGAUGCUUGGGAUGAGUAAGAGUGACCUGAAGAAUCAACUUUCUGAAGAGCUCAAGAUCGAUACGCAGUGACUUCAGUGAAGUUGUCAUGCCUCAUUCUGCCAGAUCAGACCAAAAGCUGCAAUGAAAUGCUGAACUGAAGAUGAAUGUAUUUUAAGGAGCAAAACUUAGUUUGGCAAAUGAAUGCAAACUUGUUAGAAUUAAAAAAAACAUUUACUCUAAUUGCUUUUGAUGGCAUAUGUGGUUUGGAAACAAAUGUUUAUCUUCUUGGCUUCUAGCUUUAAGUGGAUUUAAGCUAAAUCAUUUUAACAAAGCAUCAGUGUUUUAUUGAUUAGAAAGUUCUGUCCAAAUACGCUUGAGAUUUGUUAAUAAAUUAAUACAAGUAUUUUAAAUAUAAUAUCCUUUUGAUAUAAACCCAGGAAAAUGGGCAUGUAAUAAAAGUAUUGAGGUUAAUUAUCCAGUCUGUGCACAAGUGACGAUUAUGUCAGUGUUGUUGGUUGUGACAGUAGAGAUGUUUAGACUUGGACCCAUGAUGAUAAUGACAUCAUUCACUGAUGUUACAGUUAUUACAGUCAUGUCCUCUGAGCUGGAGAUAAGAGAUAAAGAUAUGCGUGUUCUGAGGUUUAAAGUCUUUCUUUUUUAAUUUUUUAAUUAAAUUCAGCAAUUCAAUUUCAAAUAAAGCCUGUGACAUCUGUAAUUCA